CAGAAUCAGAUCAAAGAGUCAGAAAUUCAGAAGGGCAUGUAGAUAUCAACACAGGGAUCCUGAGGCUAACCUGCCUCCAGAAACUCUCACAGGGAGUUCCUGACAGUCAGCAUCUAGAAGCCGAACUAUGAGCUCACCUCUGGCUUCCCUUGGUAAGACCCGGAGAGUACCUCUGCAGUCGGAAUCUGUGAACUCCGGAAGACGAAGCUUAAAGAUCUAUGGAGAUGAAGACGAAGUGGACAUGCUCAACGAAGGACCUGAGUCAGAAGAAAAGAUCUCUGUUCCUUCUUGCUAUGGUCACAUAGGUGCUCCUGUGAGUAGGCAAGUCCCUGAAUCCUAUGACUCGGACCACAUGGCCACCUUGAUGAAGAAUUUGCGGGAUCUGGAGCGACAGGUGAAAAGCCAGACUGACGAGAUUCUGAUCAAGGAUCAGAAGAUACAGGCCCUGGAGGAAUUGGUGCAGAACCUCCAGGAAAACCAGGGGCAGAGUGCUGGUCAAGGCCCGGGUGGCCUGGCCUCCUCCCUGCUGGGGCAGCGGAACCCCUUCCCAUCUUUCCUGGAAGGCAAGGCCAGUCUGCAGCGGCAGGAAGAGCUGGAGAUCAGGUGCGAGAAGCUGCAGCGGCAGGUUGGGGAGAUGGAGCGGUUCCUUGGUGACUAUGGCCUGCAGUGGGUAGGUGAGCCCACGUACCAGGAAGAUUCAGAGGAUGAGGCCGACUCAGAAAAUCUCAAGGAGGACUGGAUGACAGCCAAGAAAUUCUGGAAGCCAGGGGACUCUUUGGUACCUCCCGAGGUGGACUUUGACAGGCUCCUGGCCAGUCUGGAGGAUCUCAGUGAGCUGGUGGUAGACGGUGACACCCAGGUGGUGCCAGUGCCUGGUGGAGCACGCUUACGUGCACUUGAACCCAUUCCUCUGAAGCUCUACCGGAAUGGCAUCAUCAUGUUUGAUGGGCCCUUCCGGCCCUUCUAUGAUCCCUCCACACAGCGCUGUCUCCGGGACAUAUUGGAUGGCUUCUUCCCCUCAGAGCUCCAGCGCCUGUACCCUGAUGGGGGCCCCUUCCAGGUGAGUGACCUGCGCAAUCAGGUCUACCCAGACAAUGGGCUGGACCCGUUCCCAGGCGAGGGGCGCGUGGUGGGCCAGAAGAUUCGCAAGAUUUCAGACAGAACGGAGUACCCAGGAUCCAACAUGACUGCUGAGAAGUUUCUCAAUCGGCUUCCCAAAGUUGUGAUCCGACAAGGCGAGGUGAUUGACAUCCGGGGCCCCAUUCGAGACACUCUGCAGAACUGCUGCCCGAUGCCUGCCCGGAUCCAGGAGAUCGUGGUAGAGACACCUGCCUUAGUUGCUGAGCGUGAGAGGAGCCGUGAGUCGCCAGAGUUGUCCCCUGCCCCACACUCUAUGCUUCGUGUCAAGUCUGAAAAUGGUGAACAGGCCUUCCUGCUGAUGAUGCGGCCAGAGGACACCAUCGGGGAUGUGCGGGCCCUGCUCGCACAGGCCAGGGCUGUGGACACCCACAACUUCGAGAUUGUCAGCACGUUCCCACCCACAGUUUACCAGGAUGACGCAGUUACACUGCAGGCUGCAGGCCUGGUGCCCAAUGCUGCAUUGCUGCUGCGGGCACGCAGGGCCCAGCCACCCGCCUCUGGCCCUGAAUAAAGCGCCCGCCCCUACACAACA
Messenger RNA from Erinaceus europaeus (western European hedgehog), 1672 nucleotides. RefSeq names its product UBX domain protein 11 (gene UBXN11). The transcript has 15 exons. Gene Ontology annotation, molecular function: ubiquitin binding. The coding region runs from base 128 to 1651 and encodes 507 amino acids. Gene Ontology annotation, biological process: proteasome-mediated ubiquitin-dependent protein catabolic process. The record is from RefSeq and is a predicted model, not a curated record. NCBI's taxonomy places the organism in Eukaryota, Metazoa, Chordata, Mammalia, Eulipotyphla, Erinaceidae.